This is a messenger RNA of Emiliania huxleyi CCMP1516, 1512 nucleotides long. RefSeq lists its product as hypothetical. Gene Ontology annotation, biological process: microtubule-based movement. NCBI's taxonomy places the organism in Eukaryota, Haptophyta, Isochrysidales, Noelaerhabdaceae. The record is from RefSeq and is a predicted model, not a curated record. Bases 1 to 1512 code for a protein of 503 amino acids. Gene Ontology annotation, molecular function: microtubule motor activity; microtubule binding; ATP binding. The transcript is spliced from 8 exons.
AUGCUGUCGGCUCCGAACGGCGAGACGAUCCACUCCGCCAGCAGCCCGGCCGGCCGGCCGAGCCGGAUGGAGGGCUACUGGGACCGCGUGACGGAGCUGACGCAAAAGAUCAAGGGUCUCGAGGCGCAGCUGCAGGAGCUGCAAGAGGAGGCCGAGGGCACCGCCGCGGCGCUCGCCCAGAGCGAGGCCACCCGCGGCCGGCUGCAGGGAGAGCUGGACGACGCCCGCGCGCAGCUGCGCCUGCUCAGCGGGCAGCUGGCGCGGGCGCAGGCGGUGGCCGACCAGUGCGACGAGCGGGUGCGGCAGGAGACGGCGAGCCUCGCCGCCGAGCUGGCCGAGAUGCGGGCCAAGCCCGUGCCGCCGAGCCCGCGCAAGGUGCAGAAGCAGGAGCUCAAGGGCUCGAUCCGGGUGAUGUGCCGCGUGCGGCCGACGGCGGCGGGCGAGGGCGCGGCGGUGGUGACGAUUCCGACCCCGACAGACGUGCUGGUGGCGCAGCCGGGGACGCGGGAGGGGCGGCGCUCGUUCGCCUUCGACCAGGCCUUCGGGCCCGGGUCGGGGCAGGAGGCCGUCUUUGAGGAGGUCGAGCCAUGCGUCGAGUCGGUGCUCGACGGGUUCAACGGCAUGCUGGAGGCUCAGGCCAUCAACAAGAGCCUCUCCGCGCUGGGCAACGUGAUGGCCAAGCUACAGGAGAAGGCGAAGCACGUGCCCUUCCGCGACUCGAAGCUGACGCAGCUGCUCGCCGACUCGCUCGGCGGCAACUCCAAGACCUUCAUGUUCGCGGCCUCCGAGUCGCUCUGCUCGCUCGAGUUCGGGAUGCGAGUGCGCAAGGUGGAGCUCGGGCGGGCGAGCGGCCGCCGCGUCGAGGGCGCCUCUCUCGCGGAGCUCAAGGAGGCGCGCGGCGCGGAGGAGCGCGCCGGCGAAGCGAAGGAGGGGCGGGAGGCGCAGGCGGCGAUGGAGGCCGAGCUCGUCGAGCUGCGCCAGCGCAAGGAGGCGGACGCGCUGCUGCUCGAGCAAGGCGCCGACAAGCAGCGCACCCAGCUCGCCGACGAGCGCAAGCGCGCCGCCGCGACCGAGGCGGCGCUGCGCGAGGCGCGCGCGAAGCUCGAGGCGUCCGAGGCGGAGCUGCGCAAGCUGCGGAGCGACGGAGUGCGCGAGCUCGCGUCGGCGGCACGCGAGCUGGCCGCGCCCGCCCGGCCGGUGAGCCAGGAGGCCGCCGCAGCGCUGAGGCAGAGCGCGGCGGUGUCCCUCGGGCAGUACGAGCCGUCGGAGCGCGAGCGGCCGGCCGAGGUGGCGGCGCUUUUCCGCGGCUCGGCCGUCAACCUCAGCGCGUCCAUCCAGUCCGAGAUGGGGCGCCCACCUGCGGCGCCACCUGCGGCGAGGGAGCCCGCCGCGCCCGCCAUGUCGACGGCGAACCUCCUCGACAUGGACUCGUCGGCGCUCUGUGCUGCGCGGCCGCUCCUUCCCGAGGGCGCCGCCGAGCUGGCGACGUUCCACGCGCCCGAGUGGAAGUGA